Messenger RNA from Hyla sarda, 1650 nucleotides. Its product is annotated as cysteine-rich secretory protein 2-like. The record is from RefSeq and is a predicted model, not a curated record. Bases 198 to 701 code for a protein of 167 amino acids. NCBI's taxonomy places the organism in Eukaryota, Metazoa, Chordata, Amphibia, Anura, Hylidae. Gene Ontology annotation, cellular component: extracellular region. The transcript has 8 exons.
GGAGAAGAGGGCCCCCCUGGUAUACAGCCCAGAACGACUAACCCUCCCCACCGGACGGUCCCUGCAACAUAGAUGGCCUGGACCAGCUCACCCUUCCUUCCCACCGAGGGGAGAAAAAAUAUGGACCAAAAAAGAGCAGAGUCUUGGAGGAGGUGGAUAAAUAUGCACAUGCACUUCCCCUGACAGAAGAAGAUAAAAUGGAGAUUCUAAAUGUUCACAAUGAUAUAAGACAAAAAGUGGAGCCAUCAGCAGCGAACAUGGAAAAAAUGGUUUGGAAUGAAGAGGCCGCACUUAAUGCGAUGAACUUUGCAGCGAAGUGUAUAGAUGAUCAUAGCAAUGUGAAAUAUAGAGUAAUAAAACGUCCAAAUGUUCAUUCUUGUGGAGAAAAUUUGUUAUUUUCAUCUGCUAAGACUCCCUGGUCUGCUGUUAUCAAUGAAUGGGCAAGUGAAAAUGAGGACUUUACUUAUGGUGUCGGCAGUAAUGGAAACCCUGUUGGCCAUUACACCCAGGUGGUUUGGUGGAAUUCAGUGCAUUCUGGAUGUGGAGCCGCAAAAUGUGACAACUUGAAAUAUCCAUAUUUUUAUGUUUGCCACUACUGUCCAGCAGGUAAUGACUGGGAGAAUAGGAAUACACCAUACAAAUUAGGCCGAAGGUGCUCACAAUGUAACGGGGGUUGUGACAAUGGACUUUGUGUUUCAUAAUGAAGAUACAAGAGGAAGAAAGCAUCCAGAAAUAUAAUCCCGGCUCUUGUGUUGUUAGAUUAUUAUGCAAUGAAUUCUGUCAACACUUUAUGAUCAAUUAAAUGAUAAUAGUCCAAUAUCAAUGGAACAUUGUUAAAGAAAUUAUAAAUAAAUGUAUGGCUUUUAUCAAACCUUACAUACUACACCACACAGGAGAGAUCCUCUACAACAUCAUGGAUUUUGUUAGUAGACCACCAAGGCUAUGCACGUCCACUGUCGACACAAAGUUAAUUGUGUAUAAACCACAUUUAGUAUUUGACUAGAUCUUUUUGGGUUUAUCUCAUCAAGGGUAUACCCCAUUUGGGAAGUUGAAGAGGCCAGAGAUGACUCAGACUCACCAUAAAUUACAUGGUUGUAUAUACAUAUGAUGGGCGCAAUGUAAAACCAUCAUUCUUCUCCAGACACCAUAAAAACACUCUAUAGCCUAUUGUCUUUGUAUUGGACAAUAUCCAAUAUGCUUGCUAAAUUAAUAACUAAUAGUAAAAUGCACUAAAAUUAAUAUUCCAUCAAUAUAUUUGUUCCCUCUAAUCUGUAUAUGAUAUGUUUAGAUUAUUAUUUUGAUUUGUGGGGGGAAUGGGAUUAAAAUGUUCCCACAAUGUCAUAAUUAGAUAUUGCAAUAACUUGAAAUGUUUGGUUACAUCUACUGUAUGAAAUUCAGAUGCUUGAAGCAAGAAGUAUGACAUCGUCCUAAAGUUCAAGCAUCAUAUGGGUGGUAAAGUUUUAUGACAAAUCAAUAAUAAAGCUUUCCUGCAAUACCAUGCCUAACCACAUGGUGUGCUGUUAAAUGUUAUAUGCCUCUGCAAAAUACAACCAUAAUGCUAUCAUUAAUUUUUUUCUAGUAGUGGAAAUAGUUUUAGUCUUAAAAUAAUUCUUUCUGAUCUCGUAUUUAAUUGCAGCACAGGAAAGAAGA